Schistosoma haematobium is the source of this 11348-nucleotide messenger RNA. RefSeq names its product Multidrug resistance-associated protein 4 (gene ABCC4). NCBI's taxonomy places the organism in Eukaryota, Metazoa, Platyhelminthes, Trematoda, Strigeidida, Schistosomatidae. Gene Ontology annotation, cellular component: membrane. Gene Ontology annotation, biological process: transmembrane transport. The transcript has 19 exons. Bases 443 to 2863 code for a protein of 806 amino acids. The record is from RefSeq and is a predicted model, not a curated record. Gene Ontology annotation, molecular function: ATP hydrolysis activity; ABC-type transporter activity; ATP binding.
CUUUCAAAUAGCGCAAGGUUUAACGUUCGCGUGAAAUGGAGGCGACAAAUGAUCUGAGGUCACCUUAUGACAAAGCAAAUAGUUUCUCCAAAAUGUUUUUUGUUUUGCUCAACCCUUUAUUCGCACACUCACAUCCAAAAACUUUAACAAGUGACGAUGUUUAUGUGUGCCCUGAAAGUGAAAAAGCAGAUUGGAAUACCGAAAAAUUAGCACGGUAGGACUCAUUUGAGCCGGUGGGAAAUAGAUGAUUUUAACAGAGAGUGGGAUUUGGAGAACAAAAAGAGAAAUCCGAAACUGUUAUUGUCGGUGUUUAAGGCAUUUAAGAAAGAGUUAUUUAUUUCAGUUUGCAUCAAUCCUCUUUUAGCUAGCUUGUAAUAUUUCCAAAUCAAUAAUUCUGCGGCAAGUUUUGCUGGGGUUUAAUGAUAUCGAAGACCGUCAGAAUAUGAUCAGAGCAAUUAUCUUUAGCUUCGCAUUUAUUUUGAACACCAUUGUAACGAUUAUAGUUGUAAAUAUUAGCUACUGGAUUUUAUACCGUCUAGGUACACGUGUGCGAAUCGCAGCGUUUGGUUUGAUUUUCAAAAAGGUACUUCAGCUUAACCAGAAAGCACUGGGAUGUUCAACAACUGGUCAGAUAAUCAAUUUGUUGUCUGUAGAUGCUCAGUGUUUUGAUAACACAUUUUUAUUCGUACAUUAUUUAUGGAUUGGACCAGUUGAGACGCUCAUAACUUUUGGCUUAAUGAGCCAAAUAACUCUUGUCCCAAGUUUAAUUACGGUGGGAGUUAUUCUCAUGUUUAUUCCUGUUCAGUUUGCUUUUAAUCGGGCAUAUGGAAAGUCAAGAUUCAAAGCUGCUGAUGUAACUGAUCAACGUAUUCGCAUUCUUUUAGACAUUAUAGCAGGUAUACGUGUUAUAAAAUUCCAUGUAUGGGAAAAUGUAUUUACGAAAUUAGUUCAUAGUUUGAGGAGUAAAGAAAUUAAACUUUUUAUGAAUGGUCGGUGUUUUCAAGCAUUCCGGCUGAGUCAACUAAUUUAUCAAAUAAAAUUUACAGUGAUGGUUCUAGUAGUGGGUAUUUUACUCUUGCAUAAAGAAGCAGAUGAUCCAGAAGCUCUCAAAAGUUAUCAGCUGUUUACUUUGAUGAAUUUAUUCACAUCGCUUUUUAUUUCAGUGAUAUUAUCCAUGCCACAAGCAAUCGAACAAAUAAAUAUAGCGCAUAUUGUUGACAAGCGUAUAUCUCGAUUCCUUUUGUUGCCUGAAGUAGGAAAUGAUCAUUACCCUGAAGUAAAUAAUUCAAAUGAACAAGUUGUAGAGCUGACAAAUGUCUGUUCACAAUGGCAAAAUUCUUCUCUCUUACAAACUAUUUUGGGAGAGCUGCCAUUCUCUAGUGGAAACAUUUACAGGUCACCUAGUGUAGCUUAUCUUCCACAAGCCGCCUGGAUAUUCCCUGGAACAAUACGUCAAAACAUCCUUUGUAAUCUUCCUUUUGAGUCUGACCGGUAUGCAUUUGUACUGAAGGCAACUAGUUUAGAUGUCGACUUGUUGAGAUUUCCCGAAGGAGACAAAACAUAUGUUGGAGAACGAGGUUCUGGUUUAAGUGGUGGUCAGAAGGCGCUCAUAGCUUUGGCACGGACAGCAUAUUCUCGUCAGGAAGUCUUACUUUUAGAUGACCCGCUCGCGGCGGUUGAUGCUCGUGUAUCAAAUCACCUGUUUCAGAAAUGCAUAUGCGGUUUUUUGUCAGAUAGACUUCGUUUUCGUGUUACUCAUCAACACCAGCUUCUACCUUAUAUGGACAGAAUCCUAAUUCUGAAAGAGGGAGAAAUUACAUUUUUUGGGACGUAUUCAGAGCUGCAAACAAUGAAGUUACAAGCAGAUGGUUCUUUUUGUAAUUCUUUUGAUCAUUCAAACGAUUAUGGGAUAUUCCGACUCUCAGACGGUGACAACAAUGAAAAGGAAACCAACAUUAUAUUUAAUGGACUCCGUAGACAAUUAUCAGAGACUUUUGCGAGUUUUAGAUCUGACAAGCGGAGCAGUUAUUAUUCGACUUUACAGUCCCCAAGACAGUUGGAAGACUUGGUAACAGAUGGAAUGAUAUUUUCAUCGUUUUCUUUAGUUCGUGAACAUUGUAUAGAUGAUUAUUCAUUUGUAAAUGAAAAAUCCGUCCAAGGGUCUUUGAUAUUGCCUAGUGAGAAGAAUAGUAGUAUCAGAACAAUAACUACCACAGGGUCUUACGAAUCUAUACAAACAAUCAAGUCAAGCGUGUUUGAUAUUUAUGUUGUUGGUGAAGCAGAACGAAAUAACAAAACAAUUGAUAAUGGGAAUAUUCCAGAACAUCAUCUAAGUAAAGAACCUAUUCCAGGUGAAAAUCUUAGACAUGGAAAGGUUGGAUGGAAAUAUUACUUAGUUUUUGGUCGAAUAACUGGAAGUUUUCGCUACUUGAUAAUUACUCUUUUGAUGUUUGUUUUUACAACUGUUGUUUAUGCAACAUUCGAUUUAUGGAUAGCAAGAUGGAUUCGUAUUGUGGAUAAUCGUAACGAAACGAACAGCCCACUUGCUAAUGACUCAUCACAUGUUAUAGGAACGUGGAACUGGGAUGAUAAUUAUGUAAAUAUGUACAUAAUUAUAAUCCUUACCAUACUGCUAGUGUUUUUUAGUACAGCACGUACGCUGCUAUUUUUCAAACAAAUGACUUGUGUUGCGGAACGUUUGCACGAAUUAAUGGUCAAAGCCUGUCUUUCAACUAGAAUACUGUUUUUCGAAUCAAAUUUAUCAGGUAAAAUAUUAAACAGAUUUUCCAAAGACAUUGGAAUUAUAGAUGAUCUGCUGCCAACAAACACAUUCGAGUUUUUACAAGUAAGAUGGAACCAGUGAUUUAAAAUUGUAUUUAAUUGUCAUUUCCUGUGGUUUCAUGUACUUUUUCAAAGUCAUUCAACGUUCUGUAACUGAUUUAUUGGAGCCUAUUAUUAAUGUGGGUAUAUGUCAUUCAUAAUAAAAAUAUCUUACAACUAAACUUGUAUUUGAUGUCAUCAUCCAUGCUUUUGAAGACAAUUCAUAAACUUGUUGAAUGUCCAAGCUAAGCAAAUAAAUUGCAGAUAUGCGCCGAAAAUAUUUGAACUAUGAAGUUGUUAUGAAAGCAAUCUACCUUUGUCAUAAUGGCAAACAGAUGAAUACUUAUAUUAGGAAAUAAACUUAUUUUGAACCAUUAUACGAAACUACUAAUUCAAAUGCGUUUAGGCUCACUGAAUUUUCUUACACAGGACAGUCUUAUUCUUUGCUAUUUGUUUAAAAGAUUCAUGUUGGAUUACCAGAUACGAAGAGGAUAUCGCAUUGGUUGUCCGAAUGGGCUAAGUGAGGUUAUUCGAAUGACCACUCCAGGGUUCGGACGCAACAUGCAUUGAUGGGAUGAGGUUAUAGUGAUUUAUACAGUGAGGAACCUGUAAAGGGAACUGGACUUAUAAUGCUCUUGGCAACUGGAGAGCAUAAACUCCGUACCAAAAGAUAGCUCCUUGAAAUCAGUUAUGCAUGAAACUUUUUGGUGUUGUUUUAAAAGUCUUAGCUCCAGAGUCUCAAUACCUCACUGAUGGUGAAAUAAAUCUGUGGGACGAAGUGAAAUGUACUACUCCUAUGACAAACCCUUCCAAACUCAUUCCAUUAUGGGAAAACAGGAUCACUAGGGGUGCUGGUUAUCUGAACGAAACACUUUACUACCCCUGCACAACUCAAAGUACCACCUCGCCCUUGGGUUGUUGAUCUUCUGCUUUCAGUCACUCUUCUCUUCUUGCCAGUGAUGAUUGAACCCGAAUAAAUGAGCGUUCCAGACAAUAGAAUUCCACUGGGUCAUCACGAUAUAUGACCCAAAUAAUCACGUAAAGAUGUUAGCUGAAAAUUAGCGAAAUCUUCAAUAUUCAAAUAUAGUAAUCAGUGUUAUAAAGUUAUUCAUUCGGUAGAAUGUACCAUAAGUUCUGUAUUGACCCUGAGAAGUUGAGUCUAUUUACAACUGUUAAUCCGUAAUUCACGGAAGACUGCCACAACUAGUUUUAUAAGUAUUGUUUUCUUAAUGCUCAUAUCUCUAGUUUUGUUACUCUUCCCACUAUACAGUAGAUCUUCAUAAUCAGUCCACAGUUCGAGAGAAUUUUUUAGCUGUCACUUCAGAUCUUUUUAAAUUACGUUUAAUAUGUAGUCGGUUUUCUCAUAAUCAUGUGAAUUAUCUUAUGUGUUGUUUCAGGAUGCCUGUGAGUAGAAGAAAAACCUACUGUAUUCACAGAAGUUUAAUAAAUACUAUUUACACUAUACAUCAUUUUAUUCCAAGUGACAUUUAGUUAACUACAGAAUGUAUCAUAUUAUCCCUGACAUGUUUUAGGAAAUUAGUUGCUCAUUGAAAUUAUUAUGAAGAUGAGUUUUCUUUGUUAACAAAAAUGUAUUUUUUUAUUUUACUAGUGUUUAUCCCUUGUAGUGACUUUUUGUGCUGUUACAGUGAUUUCUAGUUACUGGGCAAUUUUCCCAGCUAUAAUUCUUUCUAUUUUGUUUUGGGUAAUUCGUGGAAGAUAUAUGUGUUUAUCCAGAGAGUUGAGGAGACUUGAAGCAAUUGCACGUACUCCAGUACUUUCUUGGAUAAAUAUUACUUUACAAGGUUUACCGUGUAUAAGAGCCUCUGGAGAUCAAUCAUUCCAUUUAAAUAAAUUUUAUGAUGUAGUAAACAGCCAUACGGAUGUCUUCUAUAUGAAUUUAGCUGCAGCACUUUGGUUUGGUAUACGUUUGGAUCUUUCAUGUGUAAUAUUUAUUACUUGUGUUUCGGCUAUAUGCUUAAUAUUAGGAAUAUAUUCAGGAGCUAAUGUAGGUUUGAUGUUCACUUAUUCCAGUAGCUUGAUAGGAUUGUUCCAGUGGUGUGUACGACAGAGUACUGAAGUUGAAAAUCAAAUGGUAUCUGUAGAACGUGCUAUUGAAUAUGUAGAACUGGAACCGGAAACAACUGACGCACAAGAAACACUACAGCCAGAUUCUGAUUGGCCAUCACGAGGCCAUAUUCAAUUUAAAGACUUUGGUCUGCGUUAUGCUUCAUCCGAUACAUGGGCGUUGAAAAAUAUAAAUUUGGACAUAAGACCUGGAUGUAAGGUGGGUAUAGUGGGACGAACUGGUGCUGGAAAAAGUUCCAUAAUUUCUGCUCUAUUUCGACUUGUUGAAGGCGAGCAAGGAUGUAUACUAAUAGAUGGAGUGGAUAUCAAACGUUUACAACUGGAUUACCUGCGAAAAAGGAUAGCAGUAAUUUCUCAAGUAAGGGAAUAAUACUAAAAGUAAAUAAUUGCUUUAUGUAGAGGAAGUUUUCAGUUAGUUUUAUUAGACCAAUUCCCAAUAAGAACAUCAACACCCCAAUCUUGUUUCCACCAUGUUCUGUGUUCCAUCACACUGAAAUGUUUAGAUUACAGAUUUUGAUUCUUCUAGUUGCCAUUUCACUUAUGAGUCAUUAAAUUGGACUUUGAUGAGUAGAAUAUGAAGUAUUUCCGAACCAUAUACCUUAUUUAAAUUACUUUCCUCUGUCAGUAUCGGAAGUCAUGACUUGUAAAACAAGAAAGAAACCAUAUUGUUAUAAAUAUGGUAUAAAUAUGGAAGAUUAGUUAGGCGAGGUCAUUGAAUUCAGAAAUGAUGUCCAAUAAAGCAAGAAUUUAAAAAAACUGCGCAAAAUAUUAUUCGAACUUGAUAGAUCACGACAUAAUCGAAGCGAACACAAAAACAUGAACUAAUUUUCCUAUCAUGGUAUCAAUAUCAAUUACUUACAGCAUGUUACAUGAUUUUUAUAAUUCAGGAGAAUGCGGAUGUAUGUCAGUACACUGAGACUGGUAGUUAGUCGGAAGGUGAAGUAAGCUAAGACGUGAAUAUUAUCGUAAGAAUGAGGUAUUCGUGUGUUUGUUAUUUCUAUUUUUCUACCGAUGGAUUUACUGUAAUAAUAAACUUGUUUUCCUAUUGGUAGAUGCCCGGAUCUUAUAAAUGGUUAAUUAGAGAAUGCUCACGCCCUCUCAACUAAAUGUUUAUGAAUCAUUAUUCGAACAAAUAACUCCCUAAGCCUGUGAUUAAAUCCAGCUUAAUCGACAUUCAGAAGGACGUUAUAGAAAAAGCACGGGAGUAUUAUUAACAUCUGUUUCCGUGAUCUCGGGUAACUCUUUUGUGACAUAUAGAGAAUUAAAUCUCUGCUAAUACCAUAAGUCCACCCAUAUGUAUGAGAUAUGUUGCUGAUUCAUUUAUAAUAAUGAAGUCAAUGAACCUGAGAGCCUCAUUCAAACUCACAAAAACAUUAUCCGUUCAUAUCAAAUUCACUUUCAAAAAUGAAAAUAACCAACCGGUUACUACAGCUAAUUCGUAUAAACAACGAAAUCCCACUUACAUCAGCACAGAAUUGUGCCAACAGAGCAGGGUUAUGUCAAUUGCGUCAAACUUUAUAUUGUGGGGUCUUCUCGUGAAAUUGUAGUGGCUUUACUUCGUUACUCAAUCACCCUUGAAACCGUUAUUACAUAAAUUUCAACGGCGUUUCAAAUCAGAAGGCAAUAACAAGCGGCAACUACAGUUUUUUCAGCCGACAGGAAAGAAGAUCACAUUGCUAUAAGCACAUUCAGCGAAUUCGAAGCAUGGAGGCCAAUAUGCAUGUACGAGCCAAUUCAUAGGCAAAUUAAUUUAUAGUCAGAUCAUAUUAGGGCACAGCAAGUCAAGGCAAAGUUCAACAAUAGGAUUUGAGCACAUAUAUACAUGGGGAGCAGGAUGAAUCAUCGAGUGAUAUUUAAGCGAUCAACAUUCUAGCAAGUGUCUGUCAUGUGAUGAUCUAGUGAUCCUAACAGAACAAAGAAAUAUGUGAAUUGUUACUGUUCAAAUAACAUUGUCUGUUAAAUAAGUUAAUAAAAGGCCUUAACCAAAAUUAACCAUAAUCGAAAUUGGUUGUAGGAUAGCUGCUAUAAUACCUUAACUCGUGAUAAAGAAUAAACAUGGUACACAAAAGAUCGGGAUAGUCUCGCUAGUGUUGGAUUUUCGAAUCGAGUGAGUAGUAGCAAAAUAUUCAAUAUUCAACAACUAUGACGCGGAUAACCUAACGUUACCAUGAUCAGAUCUGUUUUUAUGUUCUCGCUAUUUGCGCUAUUUUAAGUUGUGUCAAUUUAAAAACAGUUAAUUAUUCCGCGAAAAUGCAACUCACAACAAGCGGAAAGACGUCAGACGUCAAACGUCUUGCUGAUAAAAUGGGACCACGAUAGGUCAGGUAAAGUGAAGAAUUAGGUAAGGGUUAUUGGUGCACAGUGUUUUGAAUGAUCCUUAGUGGAAAAAUAUGCUAGAAUACAUUGCUAGCAAUUGACUUAUUCUAAAUAAAAGAAAAUAUACGUUUUAUCCUAUAGAGCGUAACGAAAAAAAUUAUUGCAAGCGUAUUUGUAAGGCCCAUAUUUUUUCUCCUAACUGGUUGGCUGAAUAUGAAGCUCGGAGGCUUCACAAAUCAGAUUAAUACACACUUCCAUAAAUGGUUCUGGUGUGAAGAAUUUAGUCAGAUAUAGGUUAGUUUAUAUGUUCAUUUGAAAACCACGUUCCUUAGUCUUUUAUCUCUAAUUUAUUGAUUACACUGAUUUCCGUUGUUUGUUUAAAAUGUCCAUGACUUCUUAAAGAAGCUUCCUAACUCUGCUAGCUGAUUUAGUCAGUCUUUUUCAAAAGAGAUUAAUACUUACCCGUCAUAAAAACAUACAACUUUGCUAGUAAUUUUUUUUUCAUUCUUCGAAGAUUCUGACUCUGACACUUCCAAUUGUGAACUAGCUAUUUAAGUACCGAAAGGCUUGUAUCCACAAUGUGACAGUGACCCCAGUUCUAGUGGGUCUAAGUGUCUACCCAAUGUUGGUAGAGUACACUGAAGAUUUUUUUUACAGUAUUUUAGUUUUAUUCUGAGUCUACUAGUGAAAAAAUAUUUAUAGAAGAUUUUCUAGUAAAUAUUUUAACAAAUUAGGAUCCAAUCAUGUUCACUGGAACGGUUCGAAUGAACAUGGACCCUUUAGGUGAGAAAACAGAUGAAGCGAUUUGGAAGGCCUUGGAAAGUGUAAGUCUUAUUGCAAUAAGUUUAUACAGAACUGCUUAUUUUUUCUGUAAACUAUUUCACCACUUAUUUUUGGUGUUUAGUUCUGUGUCAAGUCCAUAUGAGUUAUUCUAGCUUCCGGACAGACAUUUAUGUAUUAAUCUUGCUCCGCACUUUGACCUUGUCAAUUAUUCGCUUAUAACCUUGACUAUUUUUAUAUGAGCGUAUGUGUCUCCAUCCCUCACCCUUCUCAUGACAUUUCUCUAGCUUGUUUUUAUCUGGCUAUAAAUAUUAAGUCACUCUUGAUCAAAUCGAGUUGGCAUGUUUGCCUUCUCCGCUUCGUUUCUCUAAUUAUCUGUCUAGAUCAACGAGUAUAUGAAAUGUGUGUAACCGAAAUUCAUUCUCGUAUAUGACUUAUUUCAUCCUGUUAUUCUAUAACACAAAUCAAGUCGACAAUUAUGUACGAGGGUUGGUGGCAUGUAUAUUUCGUUAGCACUAUCAUACAACUGGACCGGUGUCAGAUCAACGGGCCACAAAACACUAAUGUCUUGCAAGAUGAGAAUUAAUAUUAUCUGAAAAGUCAUAGUUGAUCAAAAUGAUAGGUUAAUGUUAUUUGAUCAUUGUCGGAUUUUACGCUUCUUAACAUUAUGAUUUGCUAGAUCUUUAAAGUAUAUCCUUCAGUUUGCAUUUUUAUGCCUACUGUAUUGUUAUGGCUUUUAACCGUGUGAUUAUUAUUUCAAGAAACAUUUGACUCCUUUUUAUCUUGGCCAAGCAUGUUUUCACGUCUUUGUCAGAUUUCGACAUCGCUUAGACCUAACAUGAUUCUUACUGUGAGUUUGUUAACAUGAUUACUUCACUGUUCUUUCUUUGUAACGUUUAAUCUUUUUAUCAGUUGGUUUAUCCUACCGAUAACAAUUCUAAUAUAUAAAAGUACUGAGUUUUCAGAUGACUUAACCACACAAAAAUGGAAUCAAAUAAACGUAUUCCACAAAGUUUAUUGUUCAUGCUGAACAAUAUCAUAUGUGAGAGAUGAAAUUUACAUAAUUCCGAUCAAUUAUUUAAAUGUUUUAUUACCCCAGUCGCAUGGUAAGAAAGUAUUUAGAUAACCGUGAACAGCUAUUAAUUUAUUGGAGACCGAUUAAUUUAAUCUGAACUGUAGUCCAGGUUAAACCAUUACAAUAUGUUUUCGUGAUGUGAUGUAUGUAGACUAGUAUUUUCCAUUAAAUGUAGUAGCAUAAGACAAUCUGAUUGGGAAUAGUGACCUUGAGUAACGACUUUAUAAAUAAAGGAAAAAUGACUUGUUAUGCUGAUUAACUGAAUGUGUUCAAAAGGAAUACGCGGAUUGAUUGGAUCGAAUUGGGCUCAAAAAUACUCUUUGACGAAUGAACAUAAGGUUGAGUUACUGACUUCAGUAGUUCUUGAAGCGUUACUACUAAUUUAAUCAGAAGCGUUUAAAAUCUCAGCCAAGGACGGAAGUCUUUCAAAAUUUCCUCAAUACUUAUCAUUGGUAUUAGAAAGCUUUGUUUUGCGUGUUUUUUCCGUUACUGAAUUCUUUUCUUCACUCUAAACAUCUGAUCUCAAACUCAUAUUUUAAUUUUUUAAUUCCUUGAUUUGCUGGCGGAAGGAGCGAUUUCCUCAUCUCUGUUUACAAAUUAUUACUAAUAUGAAGUUUAUGCUGUCCAUUCUCAAGUUUCCCGUAGGUUACAAAUUUUUUUAUAGUUCACUUAGUCGAAAAGUAUGUUUUAGUACCUCCGAACAAUACCUGAAUAGUUGAGUAAAUAAUAUCUUUAGAAGUACUGUCACCAAAACAACUCAUUUUUUUAUCUUUAUCUCCAUAAGAAUCGAGAUGUACUAGUAAGUGGAAAAAAUAACCAAAAACACAGUCACUCAUUGAAUUUCUGUUGAACUGUUUCCUUUGAGUAAAUCUGAAGCCUUCUUCACAACACAUAAUGCUUAAAACCGAAAGAAAACGCAUACCAAUAACUAUAUAAAACAAACAGAUCACAACGUCUUUUAAGAAAACAAUACUGAGUUAAGGUCUGGAUUAAACAGUUCUUGAAAUUCAAAAAUUUGAUUUCUGAUGCUUCAUAGGUAACAAAUAUUUUGUUUAGCUAACGUCUACGAUUGUCAAUUUAUUUAUGAACCUAAUCGUCUAGAUGGUUUACCCUAUUCUCAUUGAUCCCAAUAUUUUACAUAUUCAAUGGUCCUUAACUUGGAAAAACUUACUGUCCACUUUUAUUCUAGAAGUAUUUGCCAUCAAGUUAAUACUAAUCUAACAGUGUAAAACAAAUUAUCAAAUAAAAUUGCUCCAAACAUUCAUAACACGUUCCUAUAAACUGAGAUGGAAGUCAAUUUUGGUUGUUGAGGUUUUAUAGAGAUUAUUUUAACUUGUAUGUGAUAUUUGUCAGUGGUACGGGUACGCGAACAUUGUGUAUCUUGUAUAUUCCGUAAGGUUAUAUAUUCUUAAGGAGUGCAAUACUAAGAUGAAUCAACUGUCCAGUCCUCCCUAGUACUCAACGAAUAGCCAAGUUAGAUGGCUUCGUGACGAGAAUGUACUUUUUUUCCCAUGAAAGUUGCGGUAUGGUAUUAUAUUAUGUAAAUAGUUGAACAAUAAGUCUCAUGCUUCAUUAGAUUUCAUCUUUUUAGGAAGUUGCUCCAUAUCUGUAAUCAUAUUUUAUUGCCUGCAGAUACAGCUGGACAAGACAGUUAAAAAUCUCGGUAAUGGGUUAGAUUCACUAAUCAAUGAAGGCGGUUCUAACUUAAGUAUUGGACAGAGACAAUUGUUUGCAUUAUCUCGGGCAAUUCUAAGUGGAAGCCGCAUAUUGGUGGUAGAUGAAGCAACAUCCAACGUUGAUCCCAGUACUGAUUUCAUCAUUCAGAAAACUCUCAGGAGCAUUUUCAAAGACGUUACAGUUUAAACUGUUGCACAUAGGCUACAUACUGUCAUAGAUAAUGAAAUUGUAGUGGUUAUGGAGAGUGGCGAAGUAAUAGAAUCCGGUCAACCGCAUGUGCUUCUUAAUCCCGAUCUUGCUGAGACUGAUAAAAAGAAUUACAACGUGGAUGAAAAUCACUUAUCAACUACUGAUGAUAUUCAAAUAAGUGGUAAUGGUCCACUAGCAAAAUUAGUAAAGCAAUAUGGGGAUAAUGAGUCCAGAAAUUUAGCUCAGAUAGCAAGACAAUCAUUUAUCGAGAUGCUGGGAAAUGAAGGCGCUAUUCUUUAAUUUCCUUACCUCCUUUGUAAUUGUACAAAUCAAUUUCAUAACGCUAUGUUUUACAAUGUGAUUAUUUUCCUGUGAUUUGAUAAUAAACGAGCGCAGUCUGAGACCU